CCUCUGUCUCGCAGGUGGUACUUUCUGUUGAUAGAAGGUCAAAUGACUCCGCAUGUCUGACUGUUUGUAUUUUGCAGACAUUCUUGAUCUAUUCCGCGAAUAACGGAUGCAACAUUUUAUAACGCCGAUGUUGUUUACUUCGCGAUCGUUUCACGUCGUUCUGAAAGUUUGAAAAGACAACAUCAAGUAUAGACCACCUUGAAAGCCACAAGGAAGAGAAGGAAGACACUGCCAGUACCAUGUUCAGCACCAAAAGACUGAAAAAGAAGUCUCAGUCGGUGGACAUUGCCAGCCAAGGUUUCUCCCCGACUCUGGUGCCAUCCUCGCCCCUCAAUAAAGCUGCAUCAGCGGUUGCCAAGACUACCACAGACCUCGCAGUGCAGGAAAACAACACCACAAACUCCCAGCGCCGCAGCCCACGGUGUGGCGAACUGAAGAGAGGCUACACCAUUGAUACCGGCCAGAAGAAGACCCCAGAGAAGAAGGAUGGGAGGCGCAUGUCAUUCCAGAGACCCAAAGGGACCAUCGAAUAUUCUGUGGAGUCUCGGGACACAUUGAACAGCAUUGCACUCAAGUUUGACACCACACCGAACGAGCUGGUUCAGCUGAACAAGCUGUUUUCCCGGGCAGUUGUGCCUGGCCAGGUUUUGUAUGUUCCUGAUCCUGAGUACGUCUCCAGUGUUGGAAGCUCCCCUUCCCUCAGUCCCAUCAGCCCUCUGUCCCCCACCUCCUCAGAAGCUGAUUUAGAGAAGGUGACGGAUUCAGAUGGACCCUCAAAACCAGAAGCUGUUCUCCCUCCAGUGUUUUCUGCCCUACGUCAAUCCAGAGUGGUGUCAUCCACCUCCGAGGAGGAAGAGGCCCUUACGGAGAAGUUCCUUAAAAUCAACUGCAAGUACAUAACUGAUGGAAAGGGGUCAGUAAGUGGGGUAUUGCUGGUGACCCCCAACAACAUCAUGUUUGAUCCUCAUCGAAUGGACCCACUAGUACAGGCCCAUGGGUGCGAGGAGUAUGGUAUCAUGUGUCCUCUGGAAGAAGUCCAAUCUGCUGCCAUCUUUAAAGAGAUCACUGACGCCAAGAUCAGAGAGACGGUGCCUGAUGACCUGGAACCGCUGCCGUCUGAGAGACAUCCUUCCCAGCAGAGGGAUCCGGAGCAGCUCUUGAGAGAGCCAGGAGCCAAUGACAGUGGUAGCACUGCCCCACGCAGCACCGAGGGUUCAAUUUCAGAAGAUGUUUUCACGGAGUCUGAGCUGUCCCCCAUCAGGGAAGAAGAGCAAGCAUCCAGUGAGGAUGUCUGUCUGGACAAGUCUUCUUGCGCCUCUACAGAGUCUGUGCAAACCGUGACCCAAGAAGAGCCAACUAUCUCACAGGCCCCAGAAAUUUCCCACAUCUCAGAGCCUUCAGCAUCAAAGGCUUCCACCACAGUAGUGGACAAUGCUCAAGACACUGCCGCAGAAAAGAAUAUUCAGUCCCCAUUGGGAUCCAAGCAGCACAGUGAAGAGAAGCCGCCAGGCACACCCGCGACCAGCACCAUCACUAGUCAGGCCCUGCGCCCCAGCAGCAGCAGCAGCACCUCCUCUUGUGCAGGGUCCCAAAGUUCAGCCACCCCACUUGCCACAGACACAAUUUCUGUCACAGCCACACAACUGGGGGAUGCCAAUGAGGGGACUGAAGCCUCCAAAACAGACUCUAUGCAACAAGGGACAGUGGAAAAAGAUAGUGUAGAACAAGGACAAAAGGGCAGCGCGCAGAAUUCACAGGGAUCUGCAGAGAACAGGAAGAGCCACUCACACAAAUUCCUUUGUUUGCGGGUGGGGAAGCCGAUGAAGAAGACGUUUGUUUCCAAUGCCAGCGCAUCCAUGCAGCAGUAUGCCCAACAGGGCAAGAAGCAUGAGUACUGGUUUGCUGUGCCACAGGAGAGGUCAGACCACCUUUAUGUGUUCUUCAUGCAGUGGAGCCCAGAUAUGUAUGGUGAAGGUGUCAGGGGAAUGGGACAAGAACCUGGAUUUAUGGUUGUCAAGAAGUACGAGGUGUCAGAAAGCGCCGUGGACGAGCCCAUUACUGACCUCAAUGUCAAAGAAUGGGAGGUAGUGUCUAUGACGGAGUACCACCGUCGGAUCGAUGCUCUAAACAGUGAAGAUCUGCGUUCGCUCUGCAAAAGACUUCAGAUCACGACCAAAGAGGAGGUGAACUCCAAGCAUGACACGUCCAUCAAAACUGAACUGGAGCCUGAAACAUUCAAACCAAACCUCAGAGAGCCAAGUGAUCUCCUGGAGGCCGAUCAAAUUGAGAAGCUUGCAAGGAAUUUGCCACCGCGGACCAUUGGUUACCCGUGGACGCUUGCCUUUGGCACAUCCAAACAUGGCAUGAGCAUCAAGUCGCUGUACAGAGCCAUGCAGGGACAAGACACCCCAGUUCUCAUGGUCAUUAAGGAUAGCGAUGGACAAGUUUUCGGGGCCCUAGCGUCAGAGCCCUUCAAAGUCAGUGAUGGCUUUUAUGGCACAGGAGAGACCUUCCUCUUCACUUUCAAUCCGGAAUUUGAGGUGUACAAAUGGACCGGCGACAACAUGUUCUUCAUCAAGGGAGAUAUGGACUCCUUAGCGUUUGGCGGUGGAAGCGGCGAGUUCGGUCUGUGGCUGGAUGGAGACCUUUACCACGGCAGGAGUCACUCGUGCAAAACUUUUGGGAACCCCAUGCUGUCGAAAAAGGAGGAUUUCUAUGUGCAGGACAUAGAGAUCUGGGCUUUUGAGUAACAACAGCGGGUGCACCACAAGGGAAACAGACAAGUCCAGCAUUCAGGAAGAGUGAGGACCGGGCCUCCUUAGAACAUUGGCAACGUCCCAACCCUAACUGCACAUCACCGGGGCUCCCCAAGCCCGCUAUCGGAUGCUUAAUUGUGCGUUACUACUGCAGUUACUCUGGAGCUUUAUUUUCUUUUUUUUUUUUUUGUCUUUGUGGGAAAACUACCUUUUUUGCGCGUGUCUCGUUUUAUGGCCUCGUGCAGCAUCUUUCCUGCGCAGUCGAGCGGUGGGAAUGUCAGUGGAAAGGGAUCAUGGGAAAGGGGACUGCGCUGCGCCGCCUUGAGCGGUCCAGACAGGCGACCCCAGCAGCCACUCAACUUUUGUCCGCGCAGUAGGACGUUGUCCGUCAGGGGGUGAAUGAGGAAGAAGGAAGAGAAAUACACAUUCCUAUCCACGUGGUGAUGAUGUUGAAUCCGAAGCAAGCGAUAAUAGGGGGAACUGUAACACUAGGGAGAAAUUGGAGAUGAGAGCUUCGGCUUGUUUAUUUUGUUGCAUUGAGUUUCCCUCCCACUGUCCGAUUCCCAGGAGGUCCUCUUGAGGCUAAACUAAUCGAGUAUAUUGUGUGUGGUAGUCCUCCUGUCGUUCACUGUCCUAGCACACCAUCUGAAAGCACAUAGCUAUAACCAGAUCAGCCAUCGUCGUAACGUUCUGUUCAGUGGGUGUAUGUGUGAGUCCAGCUAACACCGGCUGUACUGUUAGUAGACGGUAACGUGUUGCAAUAGAUUUUGUGGAAUAUGCAAAUAACUGUCGUGUGACCUCAAAUAGCCCCGCCAGGGCCCGCGGCACUUUGGCCGCCGCCUGUGGCGCUUUCAUGAGAGGAGAAGGCGGAGCGCUUUUUCGUCUUGAUACACAAAUUGCUUUUCUGGCUCUCGCUUGAAAAGCCUGAGACGUGCUAGGCCGUUUUACAUGCAUAUAUGACAAUUACAGUAUAUAUCGGUAUGUAUGAUUAUAUAGCGGUGUGUAUAUAAUCAUAUAUAUAUUUGGCUGUUAAGUGUGACAGUGAUCUAUUUGUGCUGACAUUUCAGCUGUUAUAAUAUCAUGUAUAUUACCCUGUAAAUGAUGCGAUAUGCAGUAAAUAUAUAUGACCAAGUGUGGAUUGGUGGGUUUGCUUCUAGCACUUUAAUCUGGUGUAAAGGUGUCCAGGCCAGGCUCUUAGACUCUAUUAGCAGUAGCUGUACAGUACUCUUUUGUUUAGAUCCAUAAGAUGUUCACUGUUUGUAGAAAGCUUUGCUGCUACGAAUCUCAAUAUGGUUUAUGCCCGAACGCUCCGCGUGGCAAAGGAGGGACCCCUCUGAUGUCGGAAGUGUGGUGGGAUGAUGUGGUUGAGUGCUUUGCUGGUUGGGAUGCCAGGUGAGCCUCAGACAGGUAGGUAUGCUGGCAUUUUAACAUGGGGCGCUGCCUAAACCUCGCCCCGAUGGCCCUUCUCGUCGCCACCGCCCCCGCCUCCUCCUCUCUGGUCUUCCGCGCCAGUAUUUGUGUCCUUGUGGAGAGUCACAAAGAAUAAUAUGGAUAAUUCUUCCAGUUAUUUCACCUGAAUACCAUGUAUCAGUGAUCGAUCAAUGAAUAAAGAUAAACUAACGGUUAUAACCAGGGA
Hippocampus zosterae (dwarf seahorse) is the source of this 4392-nucleotide messenger RNA. It is a transcript of the gene oxr1a, whose product is annotated as oxidation resistance 1a. The coding region runs from base 240 to 2750 and encodes 836 amino acids. The transcript has 17 exons. Gene Ontology annotation, biological process: response to oxidative stress. Gene Ontology annotation, cellular component: nucleus. Lineage: Eukaryota; Metazoa; Chordata; Actinopteri; Syngnathiformes; Syngnathidae. The record is from RefSeq and is a predicted model, not a curated record.